AUGGCAAUUGACUUUAAAGCUGAAAAUAAGAAAUUAAAGGCUCAGAAUGACGAGCUUCGACAUCAAAUAGAUGAGCUUAAUGAUAAAUUCCAAAUGAUUUCCUCGAAAUAUAAAAGUUUACAAGAAAGUAACGAACUAUUAAUAGAAAUCAAUCAAGAAUUCGGCCGCGAAAAUGAUCAACUUCAAGCAGAUCUUAAAGAGUAUCAAUCAUUUGAAUUACCAAAAAUCCUAAAUCGAUCAUCAGAUGAUGAAAUUCAAACAAAUAAGCAUAAAUCAAAACAAGCUAGAAAAUCUAAACGAAAGAAAUCGAAAGACAUGCGAUACAAGAACAGUUCGAGCAGUCCAGAAGAUAGUUCAAAUGAAAGUUCUGAAGCUGAAAGAAGUUCACACGACAAGAGAGAUAAAAAAUGGGCGAAAAAUAUACCAGG
Funneliformis caledonium is the source of this 428-nucleotide messenger RNA. The record is from the annotation of a GenBank genome assembly. NCBI's taxonomy places the organism in Eukaryota, Fungi, Glomeromycota, Glomeromycetes, Glomerales, Glomeraceae.